GGCAGUUGUUCUGUUGAUUCCGGUUGCGAAGGAUCGUCGUGAAACUUAAAGAAUGUUGCGCAAUCCAACAACUUACGUUCCUAAGGAUCGAAUCUGGAGCGGAGGCAAGCGGGUGGAAAUGUACACCGAUGAGACGUCUGUGGGCCAGAUAAUAUUCAACGUCAUGAAAACAUGGCCAAAAAACGUGUGUCAGAUAAACGAUGUGGAUGGUGUGACAGUGACCUUUGACCAGGCGAUAACUUGGGCUAUUCGAAUGGCACAGAUCUUUAAGAAAAAGGCACUGAAGCACUCGGAUGUAAUUGGCAUUGCGGCUAGGAACUCCACAUAUGUAAUGCCAGUGGCUGUCGCUUGUUUGCUGAAUGGAACUCCCUUUCACGCAGUAAAUCCGGUCGCCGAUGAAGCUACCAUGACACAUAUUUUUUCGAUUACCAAACCAUCUGUGAUAUUCUGCGAUGGACAGGAGUACAAAAAGGUCCAUGCCUCAACUAAGGCAUGGCAACCGGAAAUCUUUACAGUUGUUGAUCCUGUUGAAGGAGUCCCACAUAUCGACACGCUUUUAGAACCCACUAAAACCGAAUUUUUAUUCAGACCUGAGCCUUUGAAGGAAGGAGGCGAGCAGACUGCGGCCAUCCUGUGCUCAUCGGGAACAACUGGCAUGCCGAAGGCGGUCUGCAUUGCAAAUCGAAGUCUUCUGUUGGCCUUCUUUCCGAUGAGCAGUGAAACGGUCUUCUUUGCCGCCAGUGGUCUGGAUUGGUACAGUGGUCUAACUUCCUUGCUCUUGAGCACCGUGCUGGGCCUCACCCGCAUUAUAACCAACAAGCCCUUUUCUGCGGAGUUCUUUGUGCAGGUGGUUAAGAAAUACAAGGUGAACUUUGCCAUAAUGUCGCCUAGCCAUAUGUCUGCAGUGACCAGUUAUCCCGGAGCCACGAAGGAAGCGUUGGCCUCCAUUCACUUUAUGACCUACGGAGGUGGAUUUAUAUCACUGCCAACUCUUAAUAAAAUGCAGGAGCUCUGCCCAAGUGCGAUACUGGCCUCAGGCUACGGGAUGACUGAGGCGGGAGGAAUCACCUACAAUUUGGGACUGGGCAAGGUAAACACCGUAGGAAAACCUCCACCAGGUGUGAAGAUUCGCAUCGUAGACGACGAUGGCAAAAAUCUGGGUCACAACGAGGUGGGUGAGAUCUACGCAAACAUGGGACUUCCCUGGAAAGGAUACUAUGGCAACCCAGUGGAGACCCAACGCACGCUGGACAACCAAGGAUGGAUCCACACCGGCGAUCUGGGCUACUUCGAUGAGCAAAACCAGCUCUUUGUGGUGGACCGCAAAAAGGAGAUCCUCAAGUACCAGAGCAACCACUACUGGCCCACCGAAAUCGAAGGCGUUAUAGCGGAACUGCCUCAGGUGAAGGAGGUGAGUGUCAUCAGCAUCUUCAACGAGCAACAUGGAGAUGCCGCAGGUGCACUGGUGGUCAGACAAAAUGGUACAGCGAUAACCGCCAAGGAAAUCGCUGAUCAUGUGGCUAAGAGGCUGCCAGCAAUUGAAAAACAGCUCCACGCAGGCGUUCAGUUUACGGACAAACUGCCCACCAAUCCCAACGGAAAGAUUUUACGCAAGGCGGCCCGAGAGGAAUUUGUUGCGAAAAAGGCUGCUAAAAAUUGAUGAUUUUCUAAGAAUUAAUGUAUUAAGUUAUUUCAUUUAUCAAAGAAUUUAUAUAUAUUAAUAAAACAAUCACUGCCCUCUAAGAAGAAUCCAGCCUUGCCUAUAAAUAAAUGGA
Messenger RNA from Drosophila ficusphila, 1775 nucleotides. Its product is annotated as 4-coumarate--CoA ligase 1-like. The record is from RefSeq and is a predicted model, not a curated record. Gene Ontology annotation, biological process: long-chain fatty acid metabolic process; fatty-acyl-CoA biosynthetic process. The transcript is spliced from 4 exons. Gene Ontology annotation, molecular function: long-chain fatty acid-CoA ligase activity. NCBI's taxonomy places the organism in Eukaryota, Metazoa, Arthropoda, Insecta, Diptera, Drosophilidae. The coding region runs from base 53 to 1660 and encodes 535 amino acids.